This is a messenger RNA of Uranotaenia lowii, 1523 nucleotides long. It is a transcript of the gene Mcad, whose product is annotated as medium-chain specific acyl-CoA dehydrogenase, mitochondrial. Gene Ontology annotation, biological process: medium-chain fatty acid catabolic process; fatty acid beta-oxidation. Gene Ontology annotation, cellular component: mitochondrion. Gene Ontology annotation, molecular function: medium-chain fatty acyl-CoA dehydrogenase activity; flavin adenine dinucleotide binding. Lineage: Eukaryota; Metazoa; Arthropoda; Insecta; Diptera; Culicidae. The record is from RefSeq and is a predicted model, not a curated record. The transcript has 4 exons. The coding region runs from base 98 to 1366 and encodes 422 amino acids.
AACAAUUCACGAGAUUAUUUGUUACACUGGUUCGUUAUUCUGUUACUUGUUGAUAAUUUUAUUAGGACACUUUUAACCACAACCUAACCCUCUAAAUAUGGCCGCUCUAUCGCAGCUCCUCCGCACGGCGCUUCGACCCUCGAUGCGCGCCCUUUCCUCAAAGGCUGCUCCGGCUGCCGAGCUGGGAGCCGCCCCGGGACCCAACUUCGCGCUCAGCGAUGAGCAGCAGGAAAUCGUAGACAUGACCAAGAAGUUUGUCCGGGAAGAAAUUAUUCCGGUGGCCGCCCAGUACGACAAAACCGGCGAAUACCCGUGGCCAAUCAUAAAGAAGGCCUGGGAGCUCGGGCUUAUGAAUAAUCACGUGCCCGUUGAUAUUGGUGGUACCGACAUGUCCAUCCUGACCGCAUGUCUCAUCGCUGAGGAACUGGCCUACGGUUGUACCGGAAUCAAAACGGCUAUCGAAGCUAGUGGCCUUGGACAAACUCCCGUCAUCAUCGCCGGAAACGCCGAGCAGAAGAAGAAAUACCUGGGUCGCUUGUUGGAGGAACCCUUGGUAGCUGCGUACUGCGUUACGGAACCCGGGGCAGGAUCCGAUGUGAAUGGGGUCAAAACACGAGCGGAAAAGAAGGGUGACGAAUACAUCCUCAACGGUCAGAAGAUGUGGAUCACCAACGGUGGAGUGGCCAACUGGUACUUUGUGCUGGCUCGCACCAAUCCGGAUCCCAAGGCACCCGCUUCGAAGGCAUUCACCGGCUUCAUCGUUGACCGCGAUACACCCGGAGUGACCCCAGGUCGCAAGGAACAGAACAUGGGUCAACGGGCUUCGGACACCCGAGGUAUCACCUUCGAAGAUGUUCGCGUGCCCAAGGAAAACGUGCUGAUCGGAGAGGGUGCUGGAUUCAAGAUUGCUAUGGGAACUUUCGACAAGACUCGUCCACCGGUGGCAGCUGGAGCUGUCGGUCUUGGCCAGCGGUGUCUGGAUGAAGCCUUGAAGUAUGCGUUGGAGCGAAAGACUUUCGGUGUUCCGAUUGCAGCCCACCAGGCUGUUUCGUUCAUGUUGGCCGAUAUGGCGAUCGGUGUGGAAACCGCCCGAUUGAUGACCCUUAAAUCAGCCUGGGAAGUGGAUCAGGGCCGGAGGAACAGCUACUACGCUUCGAUUGCCAAGUGCUGGGCCGCCGAUAUGGCCAACAAGGUCGCUUCCGAUGCGGUGCAAAUCUUUGGCGGAAAUGGUUUCAACACCGAAUAUCCGGUAGAGAAGUUGAUGCGAGAUGCCAAGAUCUACCAGAUUUACGAGGGUACCUCUCAGAUUCAGCGACUGAUCAUCUCCAGGAGCAUGAUCGAUAGCGCCAAGGGAAAGGCUUUGUAAGAUAGGAACGCAUGAAGGCGGUGCUUGGAGUGAAUUUUCCAUUUACAUACAAUCAGAAGAACGCGAACGACUUUAGAUUCAGUUUAAAAGAGGGAAGAUGGUCAUCCUUUCGGCGGGCAAUAAACAUACACAUAUUAAUAUUAAGUUUUACAUAAAA